Messenger RNA from Olea europaea var. sylvestris, 1197 nucleotides. RefSeq lists its product as uncharacterized. Lineage: Eukaryota; Viridiplantae; Streptophyta; Magnoliopsida; Lamiales; Oleaceae. The transcript is spliced from 2 exons. The record is from RefSeq and is a predicted model, not a curated record. The coding region runs from base 1 to 1197 and encodes 398 amino acids.
AUGGAGGAUAUAAUGGACAAAGAGUGGCUGCACUUAUCAAGAUUUUCAGAACAAUACAAAGCUGGAGCACGUAAUUUUGUUGAACGAGCUCGUGAAAAUAGUAAUUCAGAGAUGAUAGUAUGCCCUUGUGUUAAGCGUAGGAAUCUAAUGCAUCACCAUUAUGAUAUAGUCUACAAACAUUUGGUUAUUCAGGGUAUGGAUCCUGCAUAUAGCGUCUGGAUAUUUUAUGGAGAACAACCAAAUACAUCAAAUUUAGUCGAUGUGCAAAUGCUCGAGUCACGUAGGAUGUUCGAGGACUUCUAUGCACAAUGCGAUGAAGAUCCUGAAAACCCUCCUGAUGGAAGAAAGAAAGAGCUCGAAAGUUUAGUUCAUGAUGCUGAAACUCCUUUAUAUCCUGGCUGUAAGGCGUUUACGAAGAUGUCAGCUUCUGUUGUUAUGUUUAAGCAUAAAGCUUCACAUGGUUUAUCAGACAGUGGUUUCGAUGAACUCAUAAAUCUUGUUCGAGACAUGCUGCCAGAAAAUAAUACACUUCCGAGCUCAUUUUAUAAGAUGAAAAAACUUGUUAAUACAUUCGAUCUUGGCUAUGAGAAAAUACAUGCAUGCUAUAAUGAUUGUUGUCUAUAUAGAAAGGAGCUUGAACAUGCCAAGGUCUAUCCAAAAUGUGGUUCCUCAAGAUGGAAAGUUAAGAAACGGACUAAGAAAAUUGAAAAAAAAGUUCUUGCAAGAGUCUUACGUUAUUUUCCGAUAAUACCAAGACUUAAGAGAAUGUUUGGAAUAGAUGAGAUGUCAACACAACUAAGAUGGCACGCAAGUAAUAAAAGUUCGGACGGCAAAAUUAAGCAUCCGGUUGAUUCAUUGAGUUGGGAAACAAUUAAUAGAAGGUGGCCACAUUUUGCAUCAGAUCCUCAAAAUAUUAGAUUAGGUCUUGCCACUGAUGGAUUUAAUCCUUUCAAAGAUCUAAACUCUAAAUACAGUUGUUGGCCAGUAAUUCUAACUAUAUAUAACUUGCCUCCCUCAUUAUGCAUGUUAAAGGAAAGUCUAAUGUUGAGUUUAUUAAUCCUGGGACCUAAGCAGCCUGGUAAUGACAUAGAUGUUUUUCUGGCACCACUUGUAGAUGACUUGAUAUUGUUAUGGAAUGAUGGGGUUGAGAUGUAUGAUGCAGUUACGAAGUGCACAUUCAAUUUAAAAGCUAAUUGA